GAGAUAAGGGUUUAAAGACCCACCUUUCAUUUCCCUCUUUUACAUCUUCAGUCAUUCACCAAGGAGAUAGAUUACACACCAGCAGCACCAACCUAAAACCCUCAUUUCAGGAACCUGCUUCUUCUCUUUAGGGUGAAGAAACUGAUGAAGAAUUAGUGUAGUUUCCUUGAACGGAAUCCGAUUCACGUUUGGAGAUCACAAAAUGACGCCCGUUAUCCCUUCGUCAACAAGCAGUAUCUCGCUUAUCCCUGGAUGCACCUUUGAUACAAAAACGACCAACCGUUUGAUAAGAUGCUGUAAUUUAAGAAGAUCUUCGAGAAGAACCCUAUAUGCUCAAGAUUGUGUAUUGCCUUUAUCGACAUCCCUUAGAUUAUUUCCGCAUAUCAGAACGUUUGGCUCACACCAUAAACCAAGAUUUGGAAUAGCAUCAGCCACCGGGGUGGAUGUGGAUGUAGCUGUAGAACAAGCUGACCAGCCAGAUUCCGCUGUUUCAGAACAAGAUUCCGUUCAAACGUCAGAAACAACAGCAUCCGUUGAUAAGUCGAAUGCUGAAGAGUCCGCUGCCAAGUCUAAACAACGAUCACGGCCCGCUAGAAAGAGCGAAAUGCCGCCUGUGAAAGAUGAAGAAUUGGUUCCUGGUGCGACUUUCACCGGAAAAGUAAGAUCAAUCCAACCAUUUGGAGCUUUUGUCGACUUUGGAGCUUUUACGGACGGGCUGGUUCACGUUUCACGGUUGAGUGAUGGAUACGUGAAGGAUGUUGCAGAUGUCGUUUCUUUAGGACAAGAGGUAAAGGUAAAGUUGGUGGAGGCUAAUAUUGAAACGGGCCGAAUAGCAUUGACCAUGCGCGAAAGUGAGCCCGCUAGCGGUGGUGACACAUCUAGACCUCCCCAAAGAACGGGUCAAAAGUCAAACCAGAAGCGAACCGAGGGGAGAAAAACGACAAAGUUUGUGAAGGGCCAAGAUCUUGAGGGGACGGUAAAGAAUAAAACAAGAUCUGGUGCGUUUAUAACUCUUCCAGAAGGGGAAGAAGGAUUUUUGCCCGCUUCAGAAGAAGCGGAUGAAGGGUUCGGAAGUAUAAUGGGGGAUGGUUCGUCGCUCGAGAUCGGUCAAGAAGUCAAAGUUCGAGUCUUGCGUAUUGCAAGAGGACAAGUGACCUUGACUAUGAAGAAAGACGAAGAUUCUAAAGCUUUAGACUCCAAGCUUCAAGGAACCGUGUUUACAGCCACGAAUCCUUUCCUUGUAGCAUUCCGUAGAAACAAAGAUAUCGCUUCAUUUCUGGACGAGAGGGAGAAAGUUGAGGAUUCAACCGAGAUUAGCAGUGUUGACCAAGUUGACCAAGAAAGUAAAGAAAUGGUUGAAUUGAAAAGUGACGGAGAUUCUGAUGAGACUGUAAGUUCUUCCGUACUAGUUGAAGACGAAAAAGUGGAAACCGAAAACGAAAGCGAUUCUAGUGGAACUGAUCCACAAGCAUCCAUUGAAGAGACGGAAAUUACUUCUCCCGAACCAGAUGAGGAUGAAAACGUUAGCAUUACCAACGAAGAGCAGGUACAGGUACCCGAGGAGACAAGUGGCAUCACUAGCUCAAGCGAACAAGUCGAUACCCCCAUAAUCCAGGAAAACGUGAUCGAAGAUGAAAAAGUUGAACCUGUUUCUGACGAAAUUACCCCUGAAGAACAAGUAGCGAUACCCGAGGAGACAAGUAGUAUCACCAGCUCAAACGAACAAGUAGAUGCCCCUGUCAUCGAGGACGUAGCCGAAGGUGGAGAUGAAAAAAUCGAGCCUGUUUCUGAAGAAACUAUUAGCGUUACGAGUGAAGAGCAAGUAGAGAUACCCGAGGAGGCAAAUAGUAUCACGAGCUCGGUUGAACAAGUAGACGCCCCUGUAAUCCAGGAAAACGUGAUCGAAGAAACUCAGGUCGGUGAAGUCAUCGAGAGUCAAAUUGAGGAAAUGGAAACAAAAGUUGAAGUAGAUGCGGAAAUUCCAGUUGCCACGCCAAUUGAGGACGGAAAUGAUGUAGCUGCCACCGAGCAAAAUGGCGAAGCCAGUGCACCUUCUCCCGUGGAAGCCGCUACUAAAGCAACGAUCUCCGCGGCUCUUGUGAAGCAGCUGCGUGAAGAAACAGGUGCAGGUAUGAUGGACUGCAAGAGAGCCCUCUCGGAAACCGAAGGUGAUCUAGUCAAAGCUCAGGAGUACCUUCGAAAGAAGGGCUUGGCAAGCGCCGACAAAAAAGCCAGUCGGGCAACGGCCGAAGGUAGAAUCGGGUCCUACGUUCACGAUAGCCGGAUAGGCGUCCUCAUAGAAGUCAACUGUGAAACCGAUUUCGUAUCACGUGGAGAUAUUUUCAAAGAAUUAGUCAACGAUUUAGCAAUGCAAGUGGCUGCGUGCCCUCAGGUUCAAGUUCUCGUCCCGGAAGAUGUUCCUGAAGAAACCAUUCAAAAGGAGAAAGAAAUCGAAAUGCAAAAAGAAGAUCUUUUGUCGAAACCCGAGCAGUUUAGGGCCAAAAUUGUCGAGGGACGAAUCAAGAAGAGGCUUGAUGAGCUGGCGUUGCUUGAGCAGGCGUACAUUAAGAACGAUAAGGUGGUGGUCAAAGAUUUUGUAAAGUCAACGAUCGCAACGAUCGGCGAAAACAUAAAAGUCAACAGGUUUGUGAGAUUCAACCUCGGAGAAGGCUUGGAAAAGAGAACUCAAGAUUUUGCUGCCGAAGUUGCUGCACAAACUUCGGCAAAGAAGGUCUCGGCACCAACGACCGAGCAGCAGCCUGCACCAACCGAAGCCGUUGGUGCCGCCACUGAUGAGGCACCGAAAGCUGUGAUUUCGGCGGCAUUGGUGAAGCAACUUCGGGAAGAAACCGGUGCAGGUAUGAUGGAUUGCAAAAAAGCCCUUUCGGAAACUGGAGGAGACCUCGAGAAAGCUCAAGAAUAUCUCCGAAAGAAAGGUCUUUCGACUGCCGACAAGAAAUCAAGCCGUCUAGCGGCCGAAGGUAGGAUCGGAUCCUACAUUCACGACGCCCGGAUCGGGGUCCUAAUAGAAGUCAACUGUGAAACUGAUUUCGUGGGCAGAAGUGAAAAGUUCAAAGAAUUGGUCGACGAUUUAGCUAUGCAAGUCGUGGCGUGUCCGAAAGUGGAGUACGUUUCUAUCGAAGAUAUCCCGGAACACAUCGUGAGCAAAGAGAAAGAGCUCGAGAUGCAACGAGAGGAUAUUUUGUCGAAACCCGAGAACAUAAGGGAGAAAAUCGUGGAAGGGAGGGUAUCGAAAAGGCUCGGAGAACUCACGCUUCUUGAACAAGCGUAUCUAAAGGACGAUAGCGUCCUUGUGAAGGAUUUCGUGAAGCAAACGGUUGCGGCCAUCGGUGAGAACAUAAAGGUUCGGAGGUUUGUUCGGUUUACACUCGGUGAGUCAAGUGAGUCGAAGUCAGAAGAAUCGUCUGAGUCUUGAGGUUGGGUUUUUCUUAGCAGGAUUGAGUUGUUUUGAAUCGUUGGAUUUCCGGUUUUCUGUAGAAAUUUGAUGGAGAUUAAAACACCGAGUAAUACUAUUUAUUUUUC
This is a messenger RNA of Cynara cardunculus var. scolymus (artichoke), 3543 nucleotides long. RefSeq lists its product as uncharacterized. Gene Ontology annotation, biological process: mitochondrial translational elongation. Gene Ontology annotation, cellular component: mitochondrial matrix. Gene Ontology annotation, molecular function: protein binding; translation elongation factor activity. The coding region runs from base 203 to 3436 and encodes 1077 amino acids. The record is from RefSeq and is a predicted model, not a curated record. The transcript is spliced from 7 exons. Lineage: Eukaryota; Viridiplantae; Streptophyta; Magnoliopsida; Asterales; Asteraceae.